GAGAGAGAGCUGAACAGAGAGGAGUCGCAUGAGUCAACUUGGUCAAUUUGGUUCACGAUAUCGCUAUGCUAUCGCGAAGAAGCGUUUUGCUGUUUCAAUAAAAAGAUACUUAAAUACAACGUGAGAGAAAAAGAGAAUAUUUGGAAUCUUUUUGAAAUAUCACUCAAGGGGGCGAUGGUGAAAGGCACGAAAGUGAAGAGCAGAAAUCUCCUUUAAAGUACAUCACAUUGAUAACGGCAGAUAAAACAGAUGUAACUGGGCAUUCGCGUGGGAAGGGCACGAUACAUACGAUACAAAAGACUGAGAGAUCUGAGAGAUCAGCGCGCGAGUGGCUGUACUAAUUGCCCUGUCGUAAUUGGGUUUUGUAAGGUUCGCGUUUGACUAAGUUCGGGGUCUAACGAUGAAGUGGUGCGUGUUGGUGUUGGUAUUCGCCGGUUUGACUAGGGGCGAUAAUGCCAUCGAUACGAACAACAUCUUCAAUUGUCCGGAUCUCAAUACUCAAGAUGAGAUAGACCUCGACAAGAUAAUGGACAAAUGGUACGUCGUAGAAGUACUGCAACACAAGGUGGACCCCACAAAGCCAGUGAAGACCAAUAUCAUUGUCAGCAAUGACCUUUGUCCGAUUGUGAAGUUGAGACCGUUUGAACAUUCUUCAUUGAAACUGUGGUGGAGUGAGGAAUCUGGAGACCUGGAAUAUACCUUCCGGAUACCAAAUAUUAGCACGAAAAAAGGCUUAUGGCGAAAUAUGUACCCGCAGAACGGUACCUUGGCGGAGAGGCCAGACUACAAGCAGUUCUCCGGCAGUGUGUACGUAAUGAAGGCCGUUGCUUCGGACAUGGUGUUGACUUUCUGCUCCCGGACUCCCGAUCAUCAGCUCUAUUCCCUCCUAUUGUCACGUGAGCACACUCUGCAGAAGAGCGACAAACGAGGCGUUCAUAAUCUCCUGGGACGCCGCGGUCUCAAGAUCACCGACAUCCGUGAGACUUGCGUGAACGGCGGCGCCAGAUCAAGACGGGGCGCGCUCGAUCUCGUCGCCUGGGUGAUCCUCGUCGGCCUGUUCUCGUCGAGCAUCCUCUUCAGAUCCUGGCAGUAGUGAAAUCAGACGGACGAUCGAUCGAUCUCGAGACGCUCAGAUCACCAGAUCGCGCCCGACUGUGUCUCGGACUAAUUAACGCGAUUAUACUAACACUUUGGAUGCUACCGCGCGAGUAAUCUCAGAACAUUACGCCGAGUUACGGAAAUCCGUUGACUGCACUCAACGUACACGUGUUACGUUAGUUACGUAUCUAAGAUGCCCUCGCGCCGAAUUAAAUAAUAAUUUUCCCAUCGCGAUAUUCAUGCGUAAUUUCAAGUUCUUGCACGGAACAAGUUUUAAUUACGUAUCU
This is a messenger RNA of Trachymyrmex septentrionalis, 1385 nucleotides long. RefSeq lists its product as uncharacterized. The transcript has 3 exons. Bases 401 to 1093 code for a protein of 230 amino acids. The record is from RefSeq and is a predicted model, not a curated record. NCBI's taxonomy places the organism in Eukaryota, Metazoa, Arthropoda, Insecta, Hymenoptera, Formicidae.